This is a messenger RNA of Botrytis byssoidea, 2289 nucleotides long. RefSeq lists its product as uncharacterized. The transcript is spliced from 2 exons. The coding region runs from base 1 to 2289 and encodes 762 amino acids. The record is from RefSeq and is a predicted model, not a curated record. Lineage: Eukaryota; Fungi; Ascomycota; Leotiomycetes; Helotiales; Sclerotiniaceae.
AUGCAACGGCCCAUAACACUCAAAGAAGACGAAAUCGCCGCAGCCAUCCUGAACGCAGAAGAACUCACGAAAAAUUGGAAUCUCCUUCGAAAAAUCUUGAGCGCAUAUGAAGCAGUCAUACGCAAGCGCUGGCCCAAAAAAUCAAAGGACAAACGUGCACAACUUCUACGAGAAGUAUAUCCCGAGAUUCAAAAACAGCAUGCUCCGGAAUUUGAUAAUCUGCGAGCUCGUUGGACUGGCGCACCCGUCAACUCGAACGGGUACCAGAAAUUUAUGGAGACGCCAUAUAUCAAUCUAGAAGACCUCACACAAGGCAUGUUUCUGCCUCUUUUUUUGAACUCGAGAGGUCGAUAUUCCCCACAUCUAUUUGUAAAUGCAGAUCUCUACGCUAUACACUUCGGGUUAAACAUGUGGGAGAUUCCAGAACCGAAGAUCUAUGAUGGAUUGACACCAUGGAAACGCGCCGUCGUCUUCAAAAAUCCAGAUUCGGGAAAAUACAUCGAGUUCCUAGAGUCAAAGGAAAGAUCGGAUGAGGCUUAUGCAUCUGGCCUAGGAUUCUCUCCAGGAAAAGCAAUGGUGGUAUUGAGAGCACAGGUUUUCACGCAUCAAUUCCUCGUGAAGUGUUGCUCAGUAAUCCUCCAUGACAUUCCAACGCUUCUAGACGACAAUCAUGAUUUUAAUAACGUCACUGAACCUGAACAUAUCUCUCCAUCCUCUUCUCAGCGGCUGAGUCUUUUAUUUUCUGCAACCGAGUCUCUUUACAGACCACCGAGUCAAAUCGACUUUCAAAGAAUAGAAGAUCUCCUUGAAAUGAGACGUGCCGCAGCAGAAGACCACCUAUGGUCUUUAAGGGAAGAUCCUAGUUAUUUCGUCGAGAUGCUUGAUGCCCAAGACAAAGAUAAUUGUUUUUCCAGCGACGAAGAUGCGAAAGGAUUGGAAAUACUCGUCAUCCUCGAAUAUGCAUGUAUUUCCUUACUUCUUUGGAACAAUCUGCGGGAUGAUUUUUGGCACUGGCGAAAUCUUGAAAGAAAGUACUCGGCAGAGAUCGCUUGUGACAGGCAGCUUCCACCUGAAUAUGAAAGAGCAUUCGUGUGCUUCUGGGACAAUCUAAGCCGGGCUAGUGAUUAUUUGAGAAUGGAUAUCUUAAGGCGAGAGAUUCGAGACAUAAAAGCCGGAGCGCAGGAUAAGCUCUUUUUUAUACUGUAUGAGUUGUCUCAAAAUGAGGCUAUUCUGUAUUGCUCGCUGCCGGAUCUGUUUGAUGAGCUCGAGCGUUAUCUGCUAGCAAACCCAGCUGAAAGGGACAGAAUCAUGACUUUGGAGCAGUCAAUUUUAUCGGACGUUGGCAUUAUUGCUUCGAUAAGCCGGGAUUUAUAUCUUUAUCAACCUUGGGCAUCAACGGUAAACCAACAACUCAAGACCUUUGAUGGCACCAUAAAAGCCAUUACGGACUCUAAAUGGAAACGCACGAUGGAUUUUUUUGCAAAUCUGGAAACCAAAGCAAAAGACGAGCUUGCAAAGCUUGUCGAAUCACCCAACUGCUUUCGCUACCCUGCAGAGAGACGCCGAAAUGCGGCGAAUAACCACAGAAUGCGACAGGCUGAGGAGUUGCUUGAUAAGGUCUGGGAUCGCGUUGACCAAGCGUAUCUUGAGGCUUCCGGAAAUACCACAUUAACUAGCGCCUUUAAGGAUCUUAUCUCGAACCAAAGGAGACUCAUUCGAACGCCAGAAUGGGUCGAGACGGCUGCCAAGCUCAAGCAGUCUCGUCAACAACGCACUUCAAUUGAUAACGGGCUAGUUAGUUCUUUCCAAAAUGUGCGAAUCGAAGAAGGAAAGAGCACCCAGUCUUUAGAGUUGGGUGACGGAACAAUCAAAGCCAAAGCCCAGUCGAAGUCCCAGAAAGCGGAGCCAUCUGAAGAAUUUGCGCCUUUGACUGAAGAGGUUCCAGAGACAGAAGAAGAUGAAGCACCGCGAGAGACAAUCAAAGUGAACAAGAGGACAUACCGUGUCUUUACAGCAUUGUUCUACACACCUUCAGAGAAAGAUCCACCCGGAGAAAUUUCGUGGCAAGAAUUCCUUCAAGCAAUGGCCGCAGGAGGAUUGAAUUCAGAAGCACUAUAUGGCAGCAUCUGGCAUUUUACACAGCAAGAGAAACAUACUGAUAAAUUGAAGAGAAGUAUCCAGUUUCAUCAACCUCAUCCUGGGAAGCUUAGUCUUAGGACGGCCAGAUUUUUUGGACGACGCCUUAAUCGAGCAUUCGGUUGGGAUAUUGACAUAUUCUCCCUAGGGUAG